Rotaria socialis is the source of this 1032-nucleotide messenger RNA. Lineage: Eukaryota; Metazoa; Rotifera; Eurotatoria; Philodinida; Philodinidae. The record is from the annotation of a GenBank genome assembly.
AUGCAUGUUAUGAAUCGUUUAGAUCAAGGGCAAAUGCAUUCAUCUGAUCAACAAACAGCUCUUGAAGAUCGCUACUACAACAGUCAAAAUUUUGAAGAUGAAUAUCCAAUUAAUGAUCCUGAAGUAGCUCAUGCGGCAACGAAAAUUCAAGCACAAUUUCGGGGACAUAAAGCAAGACGAAAUCUGGAAAAAAUGAAACAAGAACAACCGACUGAAGACGAACAAUAUCAAAAACCAUCAUCUUUACCUAUUUCAGAAUUAAAACAAGAGGAAAAUAAGCAAUACAAAGGUUUCGAAGAGGAAGAGGUUUCGGAGGAAGAAAAACGUCAACUCGAACGUGCAGCUCUAUCAAUUCAAGCGCAAUUUCGUGGUUUUCAAGUUCGAAAAACUCUUCGAGACACACCGGAUAGUACAAAUGAACAAAACGACAGUGAUUAUAAACAACAACAACAACAACAACAACAACAGGAAUAUGACAAUAAUCAUGACAAAACAUCAACACUAUCAUCAAGUCGUAUUAGUGAUCACCGUGAUCUUGGUGAAAAUCUCCGAUUACAUCAUGAGAUUGAAGUUGACAAAAGCAACGAUAUUGAUCGGUCACAUAUUGAACGUGAGCCAACAUCAUCAAGUCAAGAUUUUGAACGACACCAAGGAAUAUUCCACGAUUCAAAUUUUAAUCGAGAACAACAAGGAGAUAGUUUCAACGACGACGACGACGAUAUGAGUGAUCCAAAUCUUGAUAAAGCGGCUACACGUAUUCAAGCUUCAUAUCGAGGUUAUAAAAUUCGAAAAGAAUUAGGUUCCCCAACUGGUGGUCAUCCAAAUAUGGGUCAUGAUCAACAACAUCCAUCAUCAACAUCUCCAGAAGCACAUAAAGAAUUUGAUGAUGCUCGCAAUAAAAACAUUUUAUCGCCAUCAGCUGAAGACAAUAAAGUACCAGAAGAACAUGAAGAGGAAGAAGAUAAUGCAGCUGCUGUUAAAAUUCAAGCUGCUUAUCGUGGUUAUCGAGUUAGAAAAGAUUUGGAAAAAUAA